UUUGUCCUGUGUUCCUUUCUACUCGUACCGAAAAGCGACUUCCGUUUUUAGAAAAUAUAUACGUACCCGAAAAGAAACUUGUUAAAUGGCAUCACGCUCCGGUGUCCGGAGGCGCUGCAAGAAUGCCUGGACAAGCGACUAGGAGGGUCGGAAGAAGGGUGAAAAUGUUUGCUGGCCUAAGGUGCUAGAAAUUUCGCGUGUUGCUGACUUGUGAGUAGGAACACCACUUCAUUCAGCAGCAGAAGAUAUAAGCAGUCAUACACUUAUCAGCCACUCAGUCAGGUGUCAACUGUGCUGCUGCAAUGAUGUUCAGUUGAUCUGCUUCAUCUGUAAAUGGUAGGGUGAAACAAAAUCAGUGAAACAGAGAGAAGCAAGUGAUAAAUAAAUUAUUCUGAAGACAGUAAAAAGGAACAUCAUGACAAAAGCCAACUUUGUCAUAAAACACAAGGGUGAAGAUUAUGAUAUCGGAAAAUUUCUCCAUUUUCACCCUGGAGGCACUAACACUGUUGCUCCUUAUAGAGGGAAAGAGAUUAGUCACAAAUUGGAUGAAAUACAUCAUGCUCCAUCAGCAUAUUACAUGAUGAAAGACUACAAAGUGAAGAAAGGGGAAGGAGAUGACUUAGAGAAAUAUGUUGAUUGGUCCAAACCAAUGCUGGCACAAGUUGGAAAACUUGGAAAACAUUAUGAUCAAUGGGUGCAAUCUCCUGUAGAUAGAGAGCUGAGAUUAUUUCAGUCUGAUUUUCUGGAGAAACUGUCAGUAACAUAUUGGUAUGUGAUACCAUUAGUAUGGGUUCCUGUGACAUCACUCUUCAUUCUUAAAGGGAUCUCUCAUAACAACGAAUUUUCUGCAGAUCCUACAUUCCCUGCAUGGGUGAUUGGCAGCUUCCUGUUCGGAGUAGGACUAUGGUCUCUCCUAGAGUAUACUUUACAUCGAUGGGUAUUCCACAUGAAACCUCCAGCAGAUUCUCCUGGACUUAUCACAUUUCACUUUUUGAUACAUGGGUUACAUCAUAAGGUACCAUUUGACCCAGGCAGACUGGUUUUCCCCCCAGUGCCUGCUGCCAUCAUAACAAGUAUAGUAUAUUUAAUCUACAUCAUACUUUUCCCUGCUUCACUGGCUGACUUCAUUUGUGCUGGAUCCAUAGCAGGGUAUAUAGCAUAUGACCUCAUACAUUACUAUCUUCACCAUGGAUCGCCUAACCCAGAUUCAUACCUAUAUGAAAUGAAAAGGUACCACAACCAACACCACUUCACCGAACAUGACAAUGGAUUUGGUAUCUCCAGCAAGUUUUGGGACUACAUCUUUGGAACAAGAAUACUGCUGCGAAAACUGAAAUGGGUAUUGCGAUGGUGAUGUUGAACAGUUUCCAGUUCCAAUGCAUCAUAUAUUUAUUUCAUUCAUGUAUAUGUGUGCAAAGACCACAGCAAUUCAGUGUUCAAGAAACUUGUAAUUUAUUUCUAUAUCUGAGAUCAAUGUUGUUUAUAAGUCCACUGUGUGGGCUAAAGAGCUUACUUUGUGCAAAACCAAAAGACAAGGCACUGUCUUGUAUGAAAGGUCUGGGUAUGGAUGUCAGUUCAGGUAUGACAAUGUCCACAAGGAGGAGGAACACCACUCUGGCCAUGCAUAACUAAAACUGGCAUAUCUAAAAGACAUUCAUUUUUACUUAAUGACUUUUUUUUACAUAAAGUGUUUUUGUUUCCUUUUUUAACUUACAAAGUGUCUUGCCUGUAAAACAUACAAGUUUAUUUUCACCAAGUAUAUGGGAUUCCACCACAGGCUGACAGACAACACAGCUGAAUAAUGUGAUCAAUCUUUUGUUUUAAACUGAAGAGUUUUAUCAAAUUUUUCUAAUUAAAAUUAAACGAUGUAUCAAUUUUUAAUGAUUCGAUUAUUUUAUUUUGCACCUGAUUUCUAAAAUUUGAGAUACAAGCAAGGGACACUACUCUGAAUUUCAUGCUACUAUGAACAUUUAUAAAAGUGGUAGCCAAGAGAAUACUUGGAAACAACUAACCUUUUAGUGUUCUAAGAUUUGUAUUGAGCCAUAUCAUUUUCAAUAUGAAAUUUUGUUUAUAAUCAGUAAAUUAAAAUUUUGUAAAUUUCUGUAAAUUAAAUUCUUGCUGGUUAAGAACAGAUCCAUAUAUAAAUAUGGCAAUAUGAUGGGAAAAAAAGAAAAGAAACACACGGCAAUAUGUAACUAAAACAAACAAGACAAUAUGCUUUUCUACAACAAUAUGUUCGAAGAAAGAACUUAAAAUUAAUCUCUUGAAGAAAUGUAAAAUUCAUCUUUUACAGCAUCCCCAAGUGUGGUAUAUGUAACAGAACAGUGGCAGUUCUCCCAACAUUAACAGGUCAAAGUGUUCCAGAAGAAAGUGUCAUUCAAGUUCCACACUUUCAGUGUGAAAAUGUGGUGCCUUAUUUCUGAAUUGUGAUCAAUCAUUUUAUUUAUAAAAAUAUUUUCCUGUGUUGUUAUUUUCACAAAACCUCACUUGACAUAAUUAUAACCAAAAGCACAGCACAGAAUGUGCCAAGAAAUAACAAGGAAUGUGGAAUAUUAUCACAGGUAAAUAACACUGCAACAAAUACUGUAUUACAUACAUUAACCGCACAUUAUAUUUCCCUAGUUUAAAACAGAAAUCACCAAAAAUAACUUACUUUUGUCUCAUUUUAUAGCAUUUUCCAUAAGAAUGCAGCCUGCUUUACUUGUACUGGAACACUGGGGUUAGACUGUACAGUUGACUUGUACACAAUACUGCAAAUUCUGGCUGUCAAGAUAGUGGCCAAUAGUUUUUAAAUGUUUUUCUAAAACUAAGACACUGAGUUUAACUCAAGAAGUCUUCACAAUUUAUCAUUUUUUAAAUGUGUUGACAUAAAUACAUUAAUGUUACAAUUAACACAAAUAAAUAAUU
This is a messenger RNA of Schistocerca cancellata (South American locust), 2907 nucleotides long. RefSeq names its product fatty acid 2-hydroxylase (gene Fa2h). Gene Ontology annotation, cellular component: endoplasmic reticulum; membrane. Bases 416 to 1354 code for a protein of 312 amino acids. The record is from RefSeq and is a predicted model, not a curated record. Gene Ontology annotation, molecular function: fatty acid 2-hydroxylase activity; iron ion binding; heme binding. Gene Ontology annotation, biological process: lipid biosynthetic process; fatty acid metabolic process. The transcript has 9 exons. Lineage: Eukaryota; Metazoa; Arthropoda; Insecta; Orthoptera; Acrididae.